UGGUGAGGUUCGGACGUACCCGUACAAAGCUCUCGCCUUACCGCGUACGUAAACCGCGAAUUUGUGGAAAACGGUUUUCGUCGGUGUCAUUUACAUACGUGGAGUGAAACUUGUUUUCAAUUUGUACACGAGUGAUGUGACGCUGUUUUUUGGAUUAACUGAACGCGUUGUGGAUUGGUUCCGUAAUUUUUAGUGCAACUUUUCAAAUUUGGAUUUGUGUUUAUUAAUGUUGUGAUGGUCGAGCGGGUGUGAAGAUGACGAGGGGGGGGAUCGCGCUCCUCGUGCUAUGGGUGGUCGCUGUCGCCGCGGACGGUAAACAUGAACCAUCCAGCACACCGGAGCCAGACCGAAGUACUAUGGCCUCCACGCCGCCCAUUCCUCUCCGACCAGAAUACGCACACCCCGCAGGAGUAGAAGCUUUCGACCCUUACAACUCAGAGAAGAACAACCCACCUCCUCACAAAGACUAUUUAGAAGAAGAUUACGAUCACGAACAUAAAGAGGAUGACCAUGAACAUAAUCGAGAAGAUGCUGAACUACCUUCUCUAAGCGGCGAUCAUUUACUCGAAAGUUCGACUGAUGACCUGCCAAUGUUCCUAUUGGAACCUCAACAUGCGUAUGUAGUUCGGAAUAAACCGGCUGUUUUGAGAUGUCGAGCAGCAAGUGCUUUGCAAGUGUACUUUAUGUGCAAUGGCGUUCGGUCGGUUGCGAGUACACAGUUCGAAUUUGUUGAUCCUCAGUCCGGAGUGAGGAUUGUCGAGGCCGAAUGUAACGUGACAAGGGAUCAGUUGGAGGAAUACUUUGGGGAAGAUCGUUUCUCGUGCACAUGUUACGCUUGGAGUAGUAGGGGCAAUAUCAACAGUCAACCAGCUGUUGUAGAAUUAGCAUACCUCAAGAAGCAGUUCACGGUGACGCCAUCACCAACAUCGGUGGAAGCCGGAUCCGCUGCUUCUCUUCGAUGCUCACCUCCAGCCGCUGCACCCUCUCCACGAGUCACGUGGCUGAAACAUGGAGCGCCAUUGCAGCAAGACCACAAUGUGCUCAUAUCUGCUGAAGGGAAUCUGCUUAUAUCACGAGCUACUUUGCAAGAUAUGGCGAACUACAGUUGCGUGGCAGAGAACAUCGCUGGGAAAAGAAUCUCCGAGCCGGCCCUGUUGACUGUCUACGUUAACGGCGGUUGGAGCUCUUGGGGUCCGUGGACGCACUGCCGAUGUAACGGCCGCAUCACCGGCGGACAACGUCGCACGCGCACAUGUACUGAACCACAUCCUCUCAACGGAGGUGCGCAAUGUCAGGGACAGGCUGUGCAGAGGACGUCUGAGUGUAUUCCUUGUCAAAGUGCUCUCCCGGGCCGUUGGGGCACCUGGUCGGAGUGGACGGUGUGUGGAGCAGACUGCAGGCAGAGUAGAAGACGAUCCUGUUCCGGCGACACGUCAUGUCUCGGUGCGCACACGCAGCACGCCGACUGCGUAGGAGACUACUGCGGCGUGAGGGGAGUGGUAGCACAUAGUGACAUCCCUCUCUACAUCGGCAUAGCAGUGGCAGUAGUAGUCUUCCUCUCUGGUGCUGUGGUCGUCUACAAACUCUUGCAGAGGAAGACUCGAGAUCAUUCUCUCUACACUAUGACGAGAACUGCAGAUUUCCAACCGGAAAUGUACCCGACAGUAGAGAAGCAGUCGCUCUCCCUGGCUCCGGACCUGAUGCAGCACCGACCUCCGAGAUACGAACAUCCUCAGCCGGAUACCAGGGCUGAACAUCAUUACGACGUCCCGCAUUUGACUAAUAGUUACGCAUCACCGGUAGAUCAUCAGAUCACUCCUUGUGCAUCGAGCAAAGGCCAAAGUGAUGACUACGACAGUAAGCCUUACAGCGAGUCUGAACACUCCGUGUCCAGUUGUUUUACCAGCUCCGGCUCCAUGUACGAUGCGGCGAACGAAUCAGUGACGUUGCAACUAGCGGAACUCGUAUCCAACUCGCCCACUUCCCAGUCUCUGUCAGUGUCUAAUACUGGCGCGAGAUUGGCUUUGCCCGCCGCUGGAGUAGCCCUAAAUGUUCCCGAAGCAUCCCUGAGUAGGGGUCGGCGCGAACAAAUCUACGUCGCUGUCGUGAAAGAUGACAGAUACCGACCCAGACUCGGUAAAGGUAUCACGCAACUGAGUCCAGUAGUUAAGUGUGGACCACCGCGUCUUCAGCUGAACAAGUCAGUAAUCCUACAAAUUCCUCAUUGUGCUAGUCUCAAACAUGGCUUUUGGAACCUUUCACUGUACGCCAUAGAUCAUAACAAUGCUAAACCUGACAACAAUCAGCCGCAGUGGAAGAAAAUAGUUGGUCUUGGACAAGAGACCAUCAACACUCCAGUCUUCACGCAACUUGACAACGAUAAAAUAUACCUAGUAACAGACAUGCUGUCAACAUUUGUACUGGUCGGAGAAAGUUUCAAUGGGAAAGCUGUCAAGGCUCUUCAAUUAGCAGUAUAUGCCCCAGCUAUGCCGAAUGAAAAUUCCCCAGAAUAUAGUAUCAGACUAUAUAUCUUUGAAGACACACCAUGUGCUGCUUAUUAUUGUCAAGAACAGGAGAAGAAACUCGGUGGAGUUUUGCUUGAUCGUCCAAAAACAUUACUGUUUCAAGAUGGAGGAUCCAAUCUUUGCAUGAAUCUAGAACAUGUCAGUCCUGGCUGGAAGGCUAAGCCUGGAAUUGGUUACCAAGAAAUUCCAUUCAAUCACGUAUGGAGCUCACACUACAAUGCUCUCCAUUGUAGUUUUGUAUUGGAACGAACUCACGAUUGCGACAACAUUGAUUUCACAAUAUCAGCUUGUCAGAGGACCAAUCCUUCUUACAAACAGACAUUCCGAAUAUCUCUCGAAGACGUAAGAAGCCGAUCGCCACGCGGUCGAUCUCCAAGAGCCGAGUCGCAGCGUAGUUUCAAUAUCACAGAGAAUCUUCUAGAAGCUCGCAUGUGCCGCAGUGAGGACGGAAGCGAUGGAAGUUCCAAAAGAAAUGUGACGGUGAGCGAGUCAGGAAUCAGCGAGUGUACAGGGGAGGGGCCAUUUAAACUAAGCGCGCGAGUGAAGAGGCAAUUAUGCAAUGUGUUGGAUCCGCCGAACGCUCGAGGGAAUGAUUGGCGAGCACUGGCGUCGAGACUGGGAGUGGAUAGAUACACCACGUGGUUCGCCACUAAGAGCUCGCCUACUGAAGCUAUUUUAGAGUUGUGGGAGUGUCGGGAGCGCGGUCCCGGGGCCAUUGCGGCUCUUGCAGCCGCAUUACGGCAGAUGGACCGCCACGACGCCGCGGACUUGUUACAAGGGCGACCGUCGUGGUUAUGAAUCUACAAGCAUUCGCAUCUUGACUUUAAUUAACGAACUGUACCCGCGAAGUUUUACCGUUUUAUCACGUGCGAGGAAUGUGAAAGCAAAGGCCUAUCAGAGGAACGUUUUGUUGGUAACUAAUAUGUAGUCUAAAUGUUAUAUUUAGAGAAAGUAUAGUUUCGUAGGCCUACGGCCUAAGUUUGUAAAAUCGUGGUAGUAUAUUUUGUAUAGAAUAUUAUUAUCUCUGCUGUAGAUAAGCGAUGGAAGAAAUAAAUUAUAUUAUAGUAGCAAUAAUAGUGCCUACAAUGUCUUUUAAAGAAACACUGCCAACCUCAAUAGGUGGUCACGGUUGAUAAUUUUGUUAAUUUUUAUAAGUGUUUGAGUGUUCAUUAUAUCGAAAUCGCUUAAGUUCAUGUUUAUUUGCUUAUGUAUUUUUUCAAUGUCUUGCUUUUUAGAGUUUCGACUUUCGACCCUUGUGCCAAAUGUUGGAUGCCACAGCACUUAUUGGCAAUAAUUUUGAAAA
Molecule: messenger RNA, 3828 nt
Organism: Pectinophora gossypiella (pink bollworm)
Lineage: Eukaryota; Metazoa; Arthropoda; Insecta; Lepidoptera; Gelechiidae
Product: netrin receptor UNC5B-like
Exons: 12
Coding region: 255-3323 (1022 amino acids)
Biological process (GO): motor neuron axon guidance; netrin-activated signaling pathway
Cellular component (GO): membrane
Molecular function (GO): protein binding; netrin receptor activity
Source: RefSeq, a predicted model, not a curated record